This is a messenger RNA of Funneliformis geosporum, 978 nucleotides long. NCBI's taxonomy places the organism in Eukaryota, Fungi, Glomeromycota, Glomeromycetes, Glomerales, Glomeraceae. The record is from the annotation of a GenBank genome assembly.
AUGGGGACAGUCAACGGUGGAACAAUUAUCAGCUUCACACCAACUCCUUCUUUACAUGCCGUAAACAGCCGAAUGCCUCCAAUGCCUUCGCAUCAUCCAACUGGUUGUGCAAACUUUACCUUUCAGUUACCCUCAACUGAAAGGAGAGCCAACCACAAUGCCGUCGAACGGGCACGACGGGAAUGCCUAAACACUAAAUUUCAAGAGCUUGCCCACGCUCUCCCUUCCUUAGCGCAAGUUCGUAGACCUUCAAAGUCAAUAAUUGUGCAAAAAUCUCUAGAAUUUAUUUAUAAUGCCCGCAAAAAGGACGAAGAAAUGCGAAGUAUUCGCAAUGAAAAUGACCUUUUACGAAAGGAGGUUAAUCGGCUAAGAGAUCAAUUAGGAUUGGAUCCUUUACCACCACACGAGGAAUCUAAAUCAUCUACAUCUCAACAAGCUGACGACGAGAAGGAGGACGUUAAAAUUAGCAACAGCAAAAAUUCAAAUACACCAGAAAUAAAGAUCGAAGCUGAUAAUAACACCCCCACCAUUUCCAAUGCGCAAGAGUCAUCAUGUUCCAUUGAUAUUCAAAUAAAGAACGAAGGUUCUCGCUCUGACGAUGAUUUUAGUAAUGAGGAUGAUUACGACAUGGAGACAACAGAAAUGAUAGACAAGAGUUCCGAAAUAAACCAGUCGAUCGAUAAUAACCAGCAACAAUCAAGCGUAUAUGACGGUUUGUACUUGCUCGACCCAGGUCUAAAUCAACACAGCUAUCCAACAUCAGGUUUUGGCUUCGCAAUGGAUAUUUCACCUAUAGAUCAACAAAUUGUCGACCCAAAUUCUUUACAUCUACAAUUUGACGAUGAUAUAAGUGCAUAUUGCGAUACAUUUUCGUUACAACAAGAAUAUUAUCCAUCACCUCCAUAUGAAGCAAAUCUUUUGGAAUUAGCAAAUCACAUGCCAUAUUCUCUGUCACCGGAUAAUUCACAUAAUAUUUAG